Messenger RNA from Osmia bicornis bicornis, 1516 nucleotides. RefSeq lists its product as uncharacterized. NCBI's taxonomy places the organism in Eukaryota, Metazoa, Arthropoda, Insecta, Hymenoptera, Megachilidae. Bases 446 to 1516 code for a protein of 356 amino acids. The record is from RefSeq and is a predicted model, not a curated record. The transcript is spliced from 6 exons.
UAUCAUGGUUCCAGAUAGGGAGAGUGGGGGCUAGUUAGGAUGGAAUCGCAAAUAUUCGGUGACGGUGGUGCGCGACCAGGGUGAGAAAAAAAGCAUUGUCGCAAGAAAGUGAAUUUGGAUGAGCCUAGUGAGACACGUGGGUCAUGUGUCAAUUGGACGAGAUCGAACACGACCUCGUACAGCGUCGCGGUGCCAUUAUUUGCGGCGUUCCUCGCAAUUACGCAACGACCAGUGACCACGAUAAUGAACACUACGCAUGAGGAUCCUUAGUGGCUAUGUUCCAUCGAUAUUUUGUUGACCAAUUGAGAUCGUGAACGAACAGUGUCCAUCGAUAUUGCUCUGACGGAAGCCGAAUGUUCGUUUGGAACCGAGCUCCCUGAAAACGGGAACCGUGGAACUCUAGUUUUGACAACGAUGGUCCUUUGUGUUGUUCAAGGUUACCAGCAUGAGCUUUUGGUCCCGCAGACGAUUUCGUAUUACUCCGCUACGAGCGUUGGCGGCGUUCUUCCUCAUGGUCAUGCUGUUCUGGUACAGUCUCAGUCGGCAAGAAACACCCAGGCAACCAUGCAGCGUCCCCGAGGAAUUCACGGAGAAACUACACGAGCUUGCCUACAGGGCUCACUUGGUGUUGGCCAAACUGGGCAUCGUGCACUUUCUAUGCCUCGGAGGACUCUGGGGUCAAGUUCGAAUCGGUCGUGCCCUACCCUGGGCACGUAAAGUCGAACUCUGCUUGGUUGACACGUUAAGGGACGACGUUUUGAUCACGAAAGCCUUCCGAGAAGUUGGACUUAGCGCGACGUAUUUACACGCUGCCGGUGUGUAUCGUAUUCAGGAACACGAGGUUGGCGAAGACGCCCCCAAGGUGGAGGUCGUCGUCUUUGAAGAGGACGCAGUGACACGAAUGUACUGUUUUCUACUUCCAUUUUUCAUCCUCCUGCACGAGACUAUUCAAUCAGAGGAGAUUUAUAAACUUAUAAGACCGUACAAGUAUUAUCAACGCAGACCAUCGCGAUGGCCACGAUUUCACGAUGGUCACAAAUCAUCGAGGUUCUAUCGUUUUAGGAGGAUCCCAUCGGAAGACUAUUAUUCACGCAGGUCAACUUAUUACAGAAAAAUUAACGAGAUGCUUGUUCGACGUUUCAGAUAUCGUUCACCGAGGAACGAUUUCGAUGGACGGGUUGAAAAUCAACCCUAUACUAUUGUGAUCCAACUACCUAAAGCAGAAACUAAAUAUAGGGAUAAUAAUUAUCGAGAAAGACAGAAAAAUUAUGAAAGAGAUACUGUUCCGACGUACAACAAUGAAAAUGACGAUAUUGAUGAAGAAGAGGAAAUGGAAUCUAAAGUGGGCAAUAUUAAUAAUAAAAAAGUAGAGAUAAAGAUGAUUAAAGGAAAAAAUCCAAAGCUGCACAUUCAAAUUUCAAAAUCCGAUAAUGAAAAUAAUUUGGAAAUUGUGGAUAAAUCGAGCACCACUAGCAUGAAUUUACCACGAUUAUUCAAUUACAAAACCAUUAUUUAA